Messenger RNA from Pseudovirgaria hyperparasitica, 2361 nucleotides. RefSeq names its product acetolactate synthase. Gene Ontology annotation, cellular component: mitochondrion; acetolactate synthase complex. The record is from RefSeq and is a predicted model, not a curated record. The coding region runs from base 140 to 2224 and encodes 694 amino acids. NCBI's taxonomy places the organism in Eukaryota, Fungi, Ascomycota, Dothideomycetes, Acrospermales, Acrospermaceae. Gene Ontology annotation, biological process: L-valine biosynthetic process. Gene Ontology annotation, molecular function: acetolactate synthase activity; magnesium ion binding; flavin adenine dinucleotide binding. The transcript has 3 exons.
UCAUCAGCUUCCGAGGUUUUCGUCACUAGUCUAACCCUCGUCUUCGCUGCAGUCUUUGCAGAACGGACCGCCCAGAGCUUGCGGCAAAUCCUACAUCGCACCCUACGAGUACGAUCAAAUCGUAAGCCCUUUCUGCGCCAUGUACUCCAAAGCAACCUCGAAGGCAAUUGUGCCUUCGUUGGCUCGUGCCCGCGCUUUCUCCUCUUCCGCCUCUCGUCCUGCUGUUUCGCCAUACUCCAGAAAAACACAAACAGCCACAUCGACUCUGUCCAAUGAGACCACGAAGCGUACUCAGAGUACUCAGGCCCAACCGGCGCCCUCGAGAGCACGACCAAGUCCCGCGUUCAACCGCGAAGAUUCCGGUAUCAGAGGUGUGCAACCGCUUAAGCCGUACCGGCAGCCAGAGAUGGAUCAUUCUUUCGUAGGAAUGACUGGUGGUGAGAUUGUACAUGAGAUGAUGCGUCGACAUGACGUGAAACAUGUCUUUGGUUACCCUGGAGGAGCCAUCCUACCUGUGUUUGAUGCUAUUUACAAUUCAGAACAUUUCGAUUUCAUUCUUCCGAGACACGAACAAGGGGCUGGGCACAUGGCGGAAGGUUAUGCACGUGCAUCUGGAAAGCCCGGUGUUGUUCUCGUAACAUCUGGUCCCGGUGCUACGAAUACUGUUACGCCAAUGAUGGAUGCUCUCAUGGACGGAACACCGAUGGUCGUUCUUACCGGACAGGUCGUCACCGCGGCCAUCGGAUCGGAUGCUUUCCAGGAAGCUGAUAUGAUUGGUAUCUCAAGAGCUUGUACGAAGUGGAACGUUCUGGUAAAGAACAUUGCUGAGCUGCCACGGAGAAUCAACGAAGCUUUCGAAAUCGCAACCAGUGGUCGGCCCGGGCCCGUUCUUGUCGACCUUCCGAAGGAUGUUACUGGAGGUACCUUGAACAGGCCAAUACCCAUGACCAGCAGUCUUCCAACGCAUCCCAGUGCUGCCACCACAGCUGCCCGCGAGCUGGGCAAGAACCAGCUUGACGGUGCCAUUAGGCGGUCGGCCAAUCUUUUGAAUAUUGCCAAGAAGCCCGUCAUCUACGCUGGCCAGGGUAUUGUUCAGGCUGCUGGCGGUCCAGAGCUCUUGAAAGAGCUUUCAGACAAAGCCCAAAUACCAGUGACCACCACUCUUCAAGGUCUUGGAGGCUUCAACGAGAAUGAUGAGAAGUCACUGCAUAUGCUCGGAAUGCACGGCUCGGCGUACGCCAACAUGGCUAUGCAGGAAGCCGAUCUGAUUAUCGCUCUCGGUGCACGUUUUGACGACCGCAUUACGGGAAGCAUCGCGAAGUUCGCUCCACAGGCGCGCGCUGCUGCUGCAGAAGGCCGCGGUGGCAUCAUACACUUUGAGAUCAUGCCAAAGAACAUAAAUAAGGUCGUACAAGCUACCCAAGCUGUCGAGGGAGAUGUCGCGACUAACCUUGCUUCAAUGCUGCCAUACGUCAACGAAGUGAAAGAACGCCCGGAAUGGUUCGGUCAGAUCAAAGCCUGGAAAGAACGCUUUCCUUGGGCAUACGAGAAGGAGGGUGAGAAUGGUCUUAUUAAGCCACAAACUGUAAUGGUCAAGCUGUCUGAAUUGACAGACCCGAUCAAAGACAAAACUCUCAUCGCAACUGGUGUUGGACAGCACCAGAUGUGGGUGGCACAACACUUCCGAUGGACACAUCCGCGAAGCAUGAUCACGUCUGGUGGAGCAGGUACUAUGGGCUUCGGUCUCCCUGCUGCUAUUGGUGCGAAGGUCGCACGUCCGGAGUGCCUGGUGGUUGACGUCGAUGGCGAUGCAUCAUUUAGCAUGACACUCACAGAACUGAGCACGGCGGCAGAGUUCAACGUUGGCGUCAAGGUGAUCAUUCUCAACAACGAAGAGCAGGGUAUGGUCACUCAAUGGCAGUCUCUCUUCUUCAAGGAUCGUUUCUCGCAUACCCAUCAACGGAAUGCCGAUUUUGUCAAGCUGGGCGAAGCGAUGGGCGUGAAAGCAGACCGAUGUAUCAAGCCAGCGGAUCUAGAGGCGAAACUGAAGUGGCUGCUGUUUGAGAGCGGCGAAGGACCGGCUAUCCUCGAGAUUGUAACAGAUCAGAAGGUACCCGUGUUGCCAAUGGUACCAGCAGGUAGCGGGUUGCACGAAUUCUUGGUUUAUGAUGAAGUGAAAGAGAAGGAACGCCGCAAGCAAACGAGAGAACGCUCCGGUCGCUAAAAUUCCCUAGCCAUCAUCAUUUCCUUUGAUACCAUUGUACAUAUGUUUUGUUCGCAUCAUGGCUCAGUUACCUGCAUAUGAGCCCCUGGCGUUUUCUACUUCCUUGGGGAUUUAAAAGUUUCGUCUUAUCGAAAGGA